Messenger RNA from Alosa sapidissima (American shad), 2382 nucleotides. RefSeq names its product cholesterol 24-hydroxylase-like. The transcript has 15 exons. The coding region runs from base 35 to 1609 and encodes 524 amino acids. Gene Ontology annotation, molecular function: heme binding; cholesterol 24-hydroxylase activity; iron ion binding. The record is from RefSeq and is a predicted model, not a curated record. Lineage: Eukaryota; Metazoa; Chordata; Actinopteri; Clupeiformes; Clupeidae. Gene Ontology annotation, biological process: cholesterol catabolic process.
CAGAAUGGCUUUUAGUCUACAGUAUCUGUAGGCUAUGACUGGUUGGCUCACUAGAGUAGAGGCUGCACAACAAACACGUCAAGAGAAAAUGACUCUUAUUCUCAAACUUACCGGAUGGGUUGGAAAUGUGUUAUUGCUACUACUUGCAGUUCUUUUUAUAGCAUUUGUUUGCUACUUACUUUACAUAAAACAUGUUCAUCGAAAGUACGAUCAUAUCCCAGGACCACCAAGAGAUAACUUCCUACUUGGACAUUUGCCAACUAUAUUGGCAGAGACCAGAACCCCUGGCCGUCAUAUCAAUCAAAGAUUUUUAGAAUGGACUGACAAGUAUGGCCCUGUUUGCAGAGUGAACAGCCUGCAUAGUGUAUUUUUCAUUGUUUCUUGUCCUGAGGCAACCAAGGAAUUCUUAAUGUCACCGAAGUAUCCCAAAGACCCUUUUGUGUACAAACGCCUUUUCUCCUUAUUUGGUAGAAGAUUCCUUGGAAAUGGCCUGGUGACCGCCAUGAACCAUGAUAUGUGGUACAAGCAGCGCAGAAUCAUGGAUCCUGCAUUUAGUAGUGUAUACUUACGGGGUCUGAUGUCUACGUUCAACGAGAGAGCGGAGCGCCUGAUGACCAAACUGGAUGAGUAUGCUGAGAGCCAGCAGGCUGCACACAUGCACAAGCUUGUCAACUCCUUCACCCUGGAUGUGAUCACAAAGGUUGCUUUUGGAGUUGACUUAGACUUGCUCAACGUCAUGGACUCCAAAUUCCCACAAGCCAUCGAGUUAUGUCUUAAGGGCAUGGUGUAUUACAUCCGAGAUCCAAUCUUUCAGUAUUGGUACAAGAACAGGCAGGUGGUGCGGGAGAUCAGGGAAGCUGCACAGCUUCUCCGUGAUACAGGAGCUGCCUGGAUAAACGAGAGAAGAAGGGCUAUACAGGCUGGAGACGAUGUGCCUAUGGACAUUCUAACACAGAUUCUCAAAUCCGCAGAGGAAAACAAAGAUGAUGAUGAUGAAGAAAUCAUGCUCGACAACUUUGUCACAUUUUUCAUAGCAGGCCAAGAAACAACGGCUAAUCAGCUGUCAUUUGCCAUCAUGGAACUUGGAAGACAUCCUGAGAUACUACAGAGGCUGAAGGAGGAAGUGGAUGAAGUCCUUGGGAUGAAACAGGAAAUCAGCUAUGAGGACCUAGGAAAUCUCACCUAUUUAACCCAGGUGCUGAAAGAGACUCUGAGGUUAUACCCAACUGCUCCUGGCACCUCUCGCUGGCUGGUAGAGGACACGGUCAUUAAUGGCAUUAAGGUCCCAGCAGGAUGUAGUGUUAUAUUAAGUUCGUAUGUGAGUUCAAGGUUGGACAAAUUCUUCAAAGAUCCAGAGAGAUUCGAUCCAGAGAGAUUUAACUUGAAUGCUCCCAAGCCUUAUUUUUGCUACUAUCCCUUUGCUUUGGGUCCACGGUCCUGCCUCGGGCAAAAUUUUUCCCAGAUGGAGGCAAAGGUCGCAUUGGCUAAACUGCUGCAGAGAUUCGACUUCAGCCUGGUGCCCGGGCAGUCUUUUGCCAUCCUGGACACUGGGACACUGCGCCCGGAGGGCGGGGUGAUGUGCACCAUCAAACACUGCGGCAGUGCAUGACCCUCCAAGCCUGGACAAACACUGCGGCAGUGCAUGACCCUCCAAGCCUGGACAAACACUGCGGCAGUGCAUGACCCUCCAAGCCUGGACAAACACUGUCUUGACAGACUGGCAGGCUGUUGUGGAAUUAUUAUAUAUAUAGAUAGAUAGAUAAAUAUGCACCAUCAAACACUGCGGCAGUGCAUGACCCUCCAAGCAUGGACAAACACUGCAGCAGUGCAUGACCCUCCAAGCCUGGACAAACACUGUCUUGACAGACUGGCAGGCUGUUGUGGAAUUAUUAUAUAUAUAUAUAUAGAUAGAUAGAUAGAUACUUUAUUAAUCCCCAAGGGGAAAUUCAAGAUAAAUAUAAUUUUAUAUGUAUUCAAGAUAUAUAUAUAAUUUUUAAUAGAUUGACACAUACAAUGAUGUAUUUAAUUAUGUAAUUAUGUAAGAAAUGUAAUAUACAAUGUCAAAUAAAUGUAAUUAAAGAUGGCUAUGUCACAAACUCCUCCAUAUGUGAUACACUAACACUUCUGAAUAGAACUCUUAUUAAUCAACCAUCUUUCUAUGUAUUUUUAUGUGGGUGGUACUUUUAUCUAGUUUAGAGAUUUUUUUUAAUGGCAUUUGAUCAUUGAGAGUUGAUUUGAUUAAUGAUCAUUGAGUUACCAGCCAAGUCUUCAUGUUUUCAUUUCCUGCAUUGGGCACUUAGUUCUUGAAUGUUUUAUGCCUGAAUUAAUGUAUGAGACUGAACAAUUUAAUUGAAUUACCCAAUUAAACUUAAAAGUGCACUA